GCAGGCAGGGAUAGGCACAGGGACAACAAAAACAUUCUCUUCUGAACGGGGGAAAGAUGAUUCGGCAAAAAUACAAGCAAGAAAUGUUUGCCAAACCUGUGGCGCCUCGGUCAGAGGAACCCUUGACCUCUCAGGCUAAAAAUACAACGAUGCAUGUGAAUGGCCAAUACCUCAGACUGGCAGCUAAAAAUGGCCCCAAUUCAAAAACACCUGGCCUCCUUCUGUCAGCCACACAUGGGGACGAGGCGGUGGGUCAGCUUACUCCGGCCAUGCCUACACAGGACGGCACUGGACAGAGGGACUCACUGCUGCUCAGGUCGCCCCUGCCUGACUCAGAGAGGGAGGGGGAGAAUGUGCCACCCAGGCGGCCGCAAAAACUGGCUCCCCUGGAGCUGCCCAAGGAGGUGAGGGAGGCUCAGAGGCAGAAAAUCAAAGGGAUCCAGCUAGAGGCUAAGGCUGCUGCCCGCAAGCUAGAUGUGGCAGGGCAUGAGCCUUACCCCAGGAAGGUGAAGGCUGGUGGGAGAGAGGUCCUGGUCAAAUCCUCCGAGUGCCCCCCUCAGAGAAUCACGACAGAGCCAGUGAAGGGCCGGCCUCAGCAGCACGGCUCUGUGAUAGCCCCGCAGCUCCGUGCUUCAGACGAUCACAAACAUGGAGCGGGACUCCCCGAGGACACAGCGAGCCAAGAGGCCCCUCCUCCUGUCAGCGGUAAACCGGCCCCGCCCACCCCGGCGUCUGACGUGAAAGCUCCAGCCACAUGUGGCGCCGCUGGGAGCGCAUGCCAAAACUCCGGCACGCUCCAGCAGAAGACGACGGGCAGGAGGCGGCUGCGGCUGAAGAGAGAGGAGCGCCUCGAAGAGGAUCAGAGCAAAUCAAACAUGUCAACGGAGGGAUCAUCUGUGGAGGAAGGUAAGCUGGCCCAGCGUGGCCACAGCAAAGGGCAGCGGGCAGAGAGAGCUCUGAAGGAGGCCAGCCGCAUGCUGGAGGCUUCAAGGAGGAAUGCAGGCCCACCACAGCAGUCUGGGGAUAUGGAGGUGUCAGCAAGAGCCAUCAGGAAGAAGGCUGGGAGCGAUCUCCAGGAUGCAGUCCUUUGACCGUUGAGCAAUCUGAGGGCUGCAGCAAUACAUAAAAAAACAUGACCGUGUUGAGCCUAGAUUACUUACUGAUGCCUCUGACUGGAAACAUAGGAGAGCCCAGCUUCCAUUGUAACUUUCCCAAAGCAUGCAGUAGCAAUUUCAUGACACUUCCAAGUACCUUCUAUUCUAUAAAUAGAAUGUACUCUUUAAAACUCUACUGUAAAUAAGAUGUAUAAAGUAAGAAAUAAGAGACCAAGCAUACAUGUAUUUUAAUGCUGUUGCUUCUCAGAAGGACAUGCCAUUUCCAUCACAUGCUAAUUAAAGCUGUGCCAAACUAACUAGAAUUGAGGAAUCAUAAUA
Messenger RNA from Hypomesus transpacificus, 1433 nucleotides. RefSeq lists its product as uncharacterized. The record is from RefSeq and is a predicted model, not a curated record. Lineage: Eukaryota; Metazoa; Chordata; Actinopteri; Osmeriformes; Osmeridae. The coding region runs from base 57 to 1091 and encodes 344 amino acids. The transcript has 2 exons.